Molecule: messenger RNA, 1741 nt
Organism: Oncorhynchus masou masou (cherry salmon)
Lineage: Eukaryota; Metazoa; Chordata; Actinopteri; Salmoniformes; Salmonidae
Product: centrosomal protein of 290 kDa-like
Exons: 8
Coding region: 301-576 (91 amino acids)
Biological process (GO): kidney development; camera-type eye development; non-motile cilium assembly
Cellular component (GO): ciliary transition zone; centriolar satellite
Source: RefSeq, a predicted model, not a curated record
AACUGGAGCAGCUGUUUGGUCAAAUAUGUUCUCAUUGUUAUAUCUGUGGUAUGCUUAGCUAAAAUACCAAGUAAGCUCGCCAAAUACGUUGUGUUAGGUAUAUGAAAAAAGGUCAAACAAUGGGAGCAGGAGCUGAAAGAUGGUAGCCCAGAGAAAAUAGUUCAGCUCUUGCGAGUCGCUCGGGGUCUUCUUAAGAAAAUAGGUGGAAGGCAAAGGAAUUAAAGUGGGAACAAGAGUUUGAGGCUCUGCAAGAGCGGGACAAUCAAAUCAAGAUGCUGACAGAGAAAGUAUGCGGGGGAGAUGGAGAGAAAUGCCCUGCUCAUAGAGGAACUCAAGAAUCCCCUGAAAAAAGACAGAGGCUUGCUAUCAGCCAUCCAGCAGAGGAAGCUGGACAAGCUCAAUCCUAAACUGCAAGCCACAGAGACAAGAGCACGGGAGGCAGAACGUGUGGCUGAGCUAGCCGAGACAGAUGCCAGGGACACCCUAAACCACAUGAUAAUCUACGAGUCUGGCACUGAUGGUCUGCAGGUGGCCAUCGCUGAGAUCAAAGAAUGUAAGAAUCAGAUGAGAGUGUGAGACGGCGAGACGGAGGCCAUGACCACAGAUAUCAACCAGCUGGAAAUGAGAAUCAAUGCAGAUGUUAAGGAAAGUCUCGGUCUGGAGCCCCAAGAGGAAGUGGAUCUGACGGAAUUCAGAAGAACCGAAUCCCUGAAACAGAGGCAGUUCAAAGCAGAGAACCAGGAUCUCACCAAAGAAAUCGAACGACUGGAAGGGGAGGUACUUGAACUGAAGAAACAAAUCAGAGGAAUGGUAAAGGACGGAGGUAAACACCAGAGGUGGCACCAAGUCACCUAUCAUUCGAGUCACAAGGUCCGAGUUUCAAGUCAAGUCCCAUGUAGAACUUGUCAAGGCCAAGUUGUGCAUUCUAAGCGCAAGUAGAGUCGAGUCGCAAGUCAAGUAAAAAAAAACAUGUAUACAUGAAAUGACUUGUUCAACUACAAAUCAAUCAAUCAAAUGUAUUUAUAGAGCUCUUCUUACAUCAGCCAAUGUCACAAAGUGCUAAAUCUUUGUCUAUUUAUCGAGUCUACCAGACAGCCCUUUUCAUGAGUUUGUCUACAACACAUUUUGAUUAGCCUAUUUAAUUGUAAAAUAGGGACCUUGUAGCAGUUGUAAGGGCAUGAAAUCAGCAGAAGGCAAGGCAGGUUGACGUGCUCAAGAGUGUAGAUUUAUUUACAGGUUUAGUUGAUCCAACGGUGAAAGUGCCAUAUCAUACAAAAUAUACAAGUAGAUUUACCAAAGAUAUAUGGGCAAUAGCCCAAAAGGAAUAGCCUCUGUAUCAGGCUUAACCUGUCCUAUCUGAACGGACACAGGCGAGAGGGCAAAACUCUAAAGCGUCCCCUUGAGACACAAAAUUUAAUCUGUUUAACAGCUCAAACAGGUAGACCUACAUAAUAUAAGCACUUGGCCCACAGAACCAUACAAUUACCCAAUUGGCAAAUACAAUCAAUAAACUGGUUCUACAAUGUAAAAGGCAAUUUCCACAUCCUUUGUUAUAUUGGUACAUUCGUCUUAAUCAGACUUAAUGAAUCUUAAUGAUAUUUCAACACCAUGUGUAACAGUAAAACAUUAGACCGUCCCCUCGCCCAUACCCGGGCGCGAACCAGGGACCCUCUGCACACAUCAACAACAGUCACCCACGAAGCAUCGUUACCCAUCGCUCCACAAAUGCCGCGGCCCUUGC